Molecule: messenger RNA, 2422 nt
Organism: Colossoma macropomum (tambaqui)
Lineage: Eukaryota; Metazoa; Chordata; Actinopteri; Characiformes; Serrasalmidae
Gene: abhd13
Product: abhydrolase domain containing 13
Exons: 2
Coding region: 337-1356 (339 amino acids)
Cellular component (GO): membrane
Molecular function (GO): palmitoyl-(protein) hydrolase activity
Source: RefSeq, a predicted model, not a curated record
ACGACUAAGUAGUGACACAGACGGGGAGCAUUCUGGCUAGUGUGCUAGCAGCUAACGGAUCCGCACGAAAUGGCUGAAGAAGACUGGUUUGACCACAACUGAGGCCAUUUUCUUAGCUACUGCAUUUAAAGAUGUGCCGUUGAAGAAUGCGAUAUAUGUGAGUACCUGUAGUCGGUGCUGUUUGUGUGUUGGCUGCUCCUGUCGGUGUGGAAAGCGCCCCGUUCUGACGUGGCUAACAACAGGCUCGCUAACUAGCUCCAGGCUAACUGAGCAGUAGCAUGACAGCAAGAAGCAGAUUACCUGUAAAGUGAGAUUGGAGUGUCUCUUGUCAACCUGAUGGUCAUGGAGAAGUCAUGGCGGUUGUGGGGAGCACUGGAGCGAUGUAUGGUGACUGUGGGCUCCUGGUCGUGGGGGGCUUGUCGCAUCUCACUGCUGGCACUUAUACUCACCUUCCACCUGUAUGGAGGCCUUUUACUGCUGGGUCUCAUCCUGGCCUCUGUGGCUGGGAUCCUGUACAAGUUCCAGGACGUGCUGCUUUACUUCCCUGACCAGCCUUCAUCCUCAAGGCUGUACGUCCCUAUGCCGACAGGUAUUCCACAUGAGAAUGUCUACAUACGCACUAAGGAUGGUGUGCGGCUCAACGUGAUUUUGCUCCGCUACACUGGUGAAAAUCCUGCAUCAGCCCCCACCAUUUUGUAUUUUCAUGGCAAUGCAGGGAACAUUGGCCACAGAGUGCCUAAUGCGCUGCUCAUGCUUGUUAACCUGAAGGCCAAUGUGGUUCUGGUAGACUACCGAGGUUAUGGGAAGAGUGAUGGUGAGCCCAGUGAAGAGGGCCUCUAUCAGGAUGCUGAGGCCACCCUGGACUAUGUCAUGUCCCGUCCAGACAUUGACAAGACUAAGAUGGUACUGUUUGGGCGCUCAUUGGGGGGAGCGGUGGCCAUCAGGUUGGCCUCGGUCAACCCUCACCGUGUGGCUGCCAUCAUGGUUGAAAACACUUUCCUGAGCAUCCCACACAUGGCAGCAACCCUCUUCUCUUUCUUUCCAAUGCGCUACCUGCCACUUUGGUGCUAUAAGAACAAAUUUUUGUCCUACAGACAUGUGGCACUGUGUCGCAUGCCUUCUCUUUUUAUUUCUGGCCUAUCGGACCAGCUCAUCCCCCCAGUUAUGAUGAAGCAGCUGUAUGAGCUGUCACCUGCACGGACUAAACGCAUCGCCAUCUUCCCCGAGGGCACGCACAAUGAUACCUGGCAGUGCCAGGGUUACUUUGCAGCUCUGGAGCAGUUCAUGAAAGAGCUCCUGAAAAGCCAUGCCCAAGAGGAGACGUCCCAGGGCUCGGCCAGUGUCACCAUCAUCUAGAACAAUGAAUGCUCCCACUGCUCAGUGUGGACCUGCUGUAAUGGAAUGUACAUUUUUUAUGUUCUUUCUUCUCUUCCCCAUAUUAAUUUCUAGCACUUAAUUUUCAGUGAUAUGAUACUGAUAAGAAUUCAAAUAUGAAGUUUUUGAGUGGUGCAGGUUGCAUUUUAAAUGCCUUCAAAUCUCAUUUUUCUUUUUUUCCGAUGAAUUAGUUUGAAAUAUGAAUGCAUGAUCUGCUUCUGUAAUGUAAUGUCCUUUUAGCCUUCUUUCAUUUGUGCACACUCAUUCACACUGACUGUACAGGACUUUUCUUUUAUACAAAGACUUUGUCAUCGGUGGUAUACCAAAUGUUCACCCAUUUGCAAGUCCUACUGUAUAAUAAAGAUACUUGCCUAAUAAUGUCAGGCAAAGUGUUAAACAUUUUUGUCAAUGUAAUUUGUGUUUUAUUGUUUACUGUGUUUGUACAGUAAGCAUCACUUGAAUGUUUAAAACACAAAAUCUUAAGGGCUCAUUUCUCCAGAUCAUAGCCUAGCCGUCAUGGCACUGCUUUCUCAGAGAGUCAGUGUCUGUUUAUAGGUACAACCGAAGUUAAACAAGACUAGAACCUUGGUUGUGGCUUUAAGAUCCUCUCUUUCGUAGUGGUUAUGAAAGCCUUGUACUUGCUAAUGGGAUUGUGCACUGGUUUUGUCGUAUCUUGCCACCUUCCGUAUAUUUAGUGAUAGAGCUUGAAAAUCAGCUCAGGAAACCAUUGAUUUUCUCAGAGAAUCCUCUCAGCUGGAAGCCUGUAGUACUGGGUGAUAAAUGAGUGUAGACGUAAGUGUUAGAGCAGAAGAAUCUCAGUGCAUUGGCAUCGUGAAUCUUUACAAUACCAUUGUGGCUAUUUGGAGCCCUCCUCCCAACUGGCAUGAUUGGUUUUUCUUUUGGCCUGACCACUCUUGUUAAUACUAAAGUGGUUGCCACAAAGUGGCUUGACAGUACAGAUCUCUUGCACAUAUCCUGUAAAUAACAUUUUCCUCUUACAUGUCAGAGUACAUAGCCAUUUACCUGUGCUGCUGCUGUAUUUGGUUUA